AUGUCACUUCAGAAAGCUCUUCACCAUGAAGCAAGCGCACGUCACACGAGACGAGUACACGAGCUCGACGGCUGUGUUGCAAGUGAUCUAUUUGAACCUGUGCCUUCCCAUGUCCCGAAUGUGUCGAACGCGUCUCAUGACGGGUGGGUUAAGUGGCGAGAAGAUAUGAUAGCUCAGGACGAGAGGGAUUUCCCUAAAGGUAAUCUAGGUGGUGGUUACCUUGAGGACAACGACGAUAGCAUUCCAGCCCUGUUUAUGAGGGGCGAAGGUACCAGGGAGCCUGACGAUGAGCUUUUCUCUGCCCUGUAG
Phanerochaete carnosa HHB-10118-sp is the source of this 309-nucleotide messenger RNA. RefSeq lists its product as uncharacterized. Bases 1 to 309 code for a protein of 102 amino acids. The record is from RefSeq and is a predicted model, not a curated record. The transcript has 2 exons. NCBI's taxonomy places the organism in Eukaryota, Fungi, Basidiomycota, Agaricomycetes, Polyporales, Phanerochaetaceae.